Messenger RNA from Magnolia sinica, 967 nucleotides. Its product is annotated as HVA22-like protein a. The record is from RefSeq and is a predicted model, not a curated record. The transcript has 6 exons. Bases 101 to 670 code for a protein of 189 amino acids. Lineage: Eukaryota; Viridiplantae; Streptophyta; Magnoliopsida; Magnoliales; Magnoliaceae.
CUUUACGUCUCAAGAAGCUGAAAAAGGAAGAAAGAAAACCAGAGAGAGCUAGAGAGAUUUUCGGAUCAGAAAAACAAGAACUGAGAAGGGUUAAAACGAGAUGGGGUCUGGAUCUUUUCUCAAGGUGUUGGCUCAAAACUUCGAUGUUCUUGCGGGGCCUUUGGUUGCUCUGGUUUAUCCCCUGUAUGCUUCAGUUAAGGCAAUAGAGAGUAAAUCUGUUGUUGACGAUAAGCAAUGGCUAACAUAUUGGGUUUUGUACUCCCUGAUAACCCUCUUUGAGCUUACAUUUGCAAAAGUCAUUGAAUGGUUUCCUAUCUGGCCUUAUGCCAAGCUGGUAGCUACUUGCUGGUUGGUCUUGCCUUACUUCAGUGGCGCUGCAUAUGUUUAUGAACAUUUUAUUAGGCCAUGCAUUGUGAAUGCGCAAACCAUUAAUAUCUGGUAUGUCCCGCGAAAGAAGGACAUCUUCAGCAAGCCAGAUGACAUUCUAACUGCUGCAGAAAAAUACAUUGCAGAAAAUGGGCCCGAAGCAUUUGAGAAUCUCAUCAGCAAGACUAGUAGGGAAACGAAGUCAAGAAGGAGUAACAAUUACAUGAUCUUUGAUGAAUAUGAUGAUAGCUAUAUUGCCCAUGAGUCUAUUGACCAUUUUCACCAACCGUACCAUCAGUCGUAGACAAGCAAUCAUCGAGCCUUCUCCCAACUGUUUGCGUUUGCAUACUCUCUGCUGGUGAUACCAACAUUUCAAGAAUUAGCAUAUCCAUGUGAGUCUUAAUGCAGUUGUUUCUUUUUCUUUUCUUUUUUUCUUUUUUUCUGUUUUCCUGGGGGUUUGCUUUCCUUCCCAUUGAUGUUGCCUUUGUGGUCAUUGUCUCCAUGUGUAUUAAUUUGUCCGUCUACAAUUAAUAUUGCAUUUAGGCACUUGUAAUAUAUUAUAUCUUCCUUCUACUAUAAAUGCAUUGAUAGUUUGUGGAAA